AUGGUUGAGUCUAGCGUUUUGGGAUUCCCAAGAAUUGGAGCUUUCAGAGAGCUCAAGAAAAACACCGAGGCCUACUGGGCUGGCAAGAUCGGUGCUGACCAGCUCCUUGCUGUUGGUAAGGAGAUCAGAGAGAAGAACUGGAAGUUGCAGAAGGAGGCCGGUGUCGACAUCAUUCCUUCCAACGACUUCUCUUACUACGACCAGGUCUUGGACCUCUCUUUGUUGUUCAACGUCAUUCCAGACAGAUACACCAAGUUCGAUCUCCCACAAUUGGACGUUUUGUUCGCCAUGGGUAGAGGUUUGCAAAGAAAGGCCACUGAGUCCACCAAGGCUGUCGACGUGACUGCUUUGGAGAUGGUGAAAUGGUUCGACUCUAACUACCACUAUGUCAGACCAACUUUCUCCCACUCCACCGAGUUCAAGUUGAACGGUCAAAAGCCAGUUGACGAGUACUUGGAGGCAAAGGCCCUUGGUAUUGAGACCAGACCAGUCCUUGUUGGUCCUGUUUCUUACUUGUACUUGGGUAAGCCAGACAAAGAUUCUCUUGACUUAAAGCCAAUCUCUCUUCUUGAGAAGAUCCUCCCAGUCUACACCGAGAUUUUGCAAAAGCUCGCUGCUGCUGGUGCCAAGGAGGUCCAGAUCGACGAGCCAACCUUGGUUUUGGACUUGCCUGAGGAGGUCCAAUCCGCUUUCAAGACCGCUUACGAUAUCUUGGCCAAGGCCGAGGGUCUUCCAAAGCUCGUUUUGACCACCUACUUCGGUGACGUUACUCCAAACUUGGCUGCCAUCAAGAACUUGCCAGUUUCCGGUUUCCACUUUGACUUUGUCAGAGCUCCACAACAAUUCGACGAGGUUGUUUCUAUCCUUUCCGGAGAGCAAACUCUUUCCGUUGGUAUUGUUGACGGUAGAAACAUCUGGAAGAACGACUUCUCCAAGUCUAUUGCUUUCGUGAAGAAGGCUAUCGAGAAGGUUGGUGCCGAGAAGGUCGUUGUUGCUACCUCCUCCUCCCUGUUGCACACUCCAGUCGACUUGGAGAACGAGAAGAAGCUUGACGCUGAAAUCAAGAACUGGUUCUCUUUCGCUACCCAAAAAUUGUCUGAGGUUGUUACCAUCGCCAAGGCUGUUUCUGGUGCCGACGUCUCUUCUGCUUUGGAGGCUAACGCUGCUGCCGUCAAGAGCAGAAAGGAGUCCGACUUGACCAACGAUGCCGCUGUCGAGGCUAGAUUGUCCAAGAUCGACAAGUCCUUGUCCACCAGAAAGUCUCCAUUCCCAGAGAGACUCACAGUGCAAAAGGCCAAGUACAACCUCCCACUGUUCCCAACCACCACCAUCGGUUCUUUCCCACAAACCAAGGACAUUAGAAUCAACAGAAACAAGUUCGCCAAGGGUGAGAUCACCGCUGAGCAAUACGAGGAGUUCAUCAACUCUGAGAUCGAGAAGGUUGUCAGAUUCCAAGAGGAAGUUGGUUUGGACGUGCUUGUCCACGGUGAGCCAGAGAGAAACGACAUGGUUCAAUACUUUGGUGAGCAAUUGAAGGGUUACGCUUUCACCACCAACGGUUGGGUGCAAUCCUACGGUUCCAGAUACGUUAGACCACCUAUUAUCGUUGGUGACGUUUCUAGACCAAAGGCCAUGUCUGUCAAGGAGAGUGUUUACGCUCAAUCUUUGACCAAGAAGCCAUUGAAGGGUAUGCUGACCGGUCCAGUUACCUGUUUGAGAUGGUCUUUCCCAAGAGACGAUGUUUCCCAAAAGGUGCAAUCUCUGCAAUUGUCCCUUGCUUUGAGAGACGAGGUCAACGACUUGGAGGCUGCUGGUGUCACUGUUAUCCAGGUCGACGAGCCAGCCAUCAGAGAAGGUCUGCCAUUGAGAGCUGGUCAGGAGAGAUCCGACUACUUGGAGUGGGCUGCUGAGUCUUUCAGAGUUGCCACCUCUGGUGUCCGUGACGACACCCAGAUCCACUCGCACUUCUGUUACUCCGACCUUGACCCUAACCACAUCAAGGCCUUGGACGCCGAUGUUGUUUCGAUCGAGUUCUCCAAGAAGGACGAUCCGAAAUACAUCCAGGAGUUCUCCAACUAUCCAAACCACAUUGGAUUGGGACUGUUCGACAUCCACUCGCCUAGAAUCCCAUCUAAGGAGGAGUUUGUUGCCAGAAUCGGCGAGAUCCUCAAGGUGUACCCAGCUGACAAGUUCUGGGUGAACCCAGACUGUGGUCUUAAGACCAGAGGUUGGGAAGAGACCAAGGCUUCUUUGACCAACAUGGUUGACGCUGCCAAAUUCUACAGAGAGAAGUACUAA
Messenger RNA from Ogataea philodendri, 2298 nucleotides. RefSeq lists its product as uncharacterized. The record is from RefSeq and is a predicted model, not a curated record. Gene Ontology annotation, molecular function: zinc ion binding; 5-methyltetrahydropteroyltriglutamate-homocysteine S-methyltransferase activity. Bases 1 to 2298 code for a protein of 765 amino acids. NCBI's taxonomy places the organism in Eukaryota, Fungi, Ascomycota, Pichiomycetes, Pichiales, Pichiaceae. The transcript has a single exon.